Pogona vitticeps (central bearded dragon) is the source of this 2678-nucleotide messenger RNA. It is a transcript of the gene CTSC, whose product is annotated as cathepsin C. NCBI's taxonomy places the organism in Eukaryota, Metazoa, Chordata, Lepidosauria, Squamata, Agamidae. Gene Ontology annotation, biological process: proteolysis. Gene Ontology annotation, molecular function: cysteine-type peptidase activity. The record is from RefSeq and is a predicted model, not a curated record.
CGGUCCUGCGCCCGGGCCCCGUUGUUCCGGGGGCGGAUUUAAGCCGGUCGCCCGAGGGCUCUUUCUCUUUCUCUCUCGCCCCCUCCUCUCCUCUCCUCCGGCGCCAGGCGUUUUUGGGGAUCCCCCUCCCUGUGCGCAGCUAUGCGGACUUGGGCGCAGCGCCUGUCCCCCGGGCCGGUGGUCUUCUGCCUCUGCCUCCUCCUCUUCCUCCUCCAGGGCCGGCGGAUCGGGGCCGACACGCCGGCCAACUGCACGUUUGAAGACCUGCUGGGCACCUGGAAGUUCCAAGUGGGCCAAGGCCGGGGAGCCCCGAACCGCCACAUCAACUGCACCGACGUGGGUCCUGUGGAAAAAGAAGUCAUCGUGAGCCUUCAGAAGGUCGACAUUGCUCAGGACAGUCAAGGGAACUACGGCUUCUUCACGAUAAUUUACAACCAAGGUUUUGAGGUUGUGUUGAACAACUACAAGUGGUUUGCGUUUUUUAAGUAUAAAAAGGAAGGGUCCAACGUAACCAGUUACUGUCAUGAGACUCUACCAGGAUGGGUUCAUGACGUGUUAGGCCAUAACUGGGCUUGUUUCACAGGACAGAAGAUCGCGCCUUCAGACUCUGGAGUCCGUGUAAACCAGCUGCCUCUCGAGAGAUCCUAUGGAAAACGUCUCCAGAAGCCCUAUGUGAACAACUUUGACUUUGUGAAAGCCAUUAAUGCUGUCCAGAAAUCAUGGAAGGCCACAACCUACAGGGAAUAUGAAACCCUCACCCUGGAAGACCUAGUUCGGAGAGCAGGUGGAUCAAGAUCCAGAGCGCCCAGGCCAAAGCCUGCUCCUCUGACUGCAGAACUAGUUAAUGAAGCUUCGAUUCUCCCUAAAUCCUGGGACUGGAGGAACGUGAAUGGAGUCAACUACAUCAGCCCAGUGCGAAACCAAGCAUCCUGUGGCAGCUGUUACGCAUUUGCUUCAAUGGGAAUGCUGGAAGCCAGGAUUCGCAUCCUCACCAACAAUUCACAGACGCCUAUACUAAGCCCCCAGAAAGUUGUUUCUUGCAGUGAGUACUCUCAAGGUUGUGACGGAGGCUUCCCUUACCUCAUUGCUGGCAAAUACGUUCAGGAUUUUGGCGUGGUUGAGGAGGCAUGCUUCCCUUACACAGGCACCAAUUCCCCCUGUUCUUUUAAGCACAGCUGUUACCACUACUACGCCACCGACUAUUACUACAUCGGGGGCUUUUAUGGGGGGUGCAAUGAAGCGCUGAUGAAACUUGAACUCAUCAAGCACGGGCCAAUGGCAGUGGCCUUUGAAGUCUAUAACGAUUUCUUGCAUUACGGAGGAGGCAUCUACCAUCACACGGGGCUGACGGAUCCCUUCAACCCUUUCGAACUGACCAAUCACGCUGUCUUGCUGGUGGGUUACGACAGCGAUCCGAGCACUGGGGAACCCUACUGGAUAGUGAAGAACAGCUGGGGGACCUCUUGGGGCGAGCAGGGUUACUUCCGAAUCCGGAGGGGUACUGAUGAGUGUGCCAUAGAAAGCAUAGCUGUGGCUUCCAUGCCGAUACCCAAAAUGUAGUUGCGGCCGAAUUUUGUGUGACGAAAUACCCCGAAUAUAGCUGCGGCCGAAUUUCGUGUGACGAAAUACCCAAAAUGUAGCGCCAGGAAGCAACAAAGUGUCCGUCCUAAAAAAGGGUGGGAAAUACGCUUGCACCUGGUCGAUUAUUCUGCAUUGCUUUUUACAGCUUCAAAGAAUCACCUUAAUUAAGGAAAAUGAAACAUAUAAUGCACCUUUCAAGGAGCACUGUAAGUAAAGGCCGCUCUUGGUAGAGCCUGAGACCAGGUAGAUUUGAGGUCUCCAGCUGCUCUGCCAUGGCACCCAUACUGGGUGAUCUUGACCAGCAACUGUGAUUCAUCUUAGAUGCCCCUCUGAAUUUUAGCUUCACUGUGAUUUAUGUGAUUUGCUAGGCGAGCCAGAAUCAGAAACCAUUAGUUUGAAGCUGGCUCACGGUCUGAGUGAUUGCUCUGGUUUUAUGUUUGAAUUGAACUUGAAUGAAUUAAAUUUGUAUUGACACACUAUGCUUGCAAGAGCUGUACCUCUCAAUGCUAAUUUGCCGUGAAAGGGAGGGGCUGAGCAGAUGGGACAUUAAGACAGGUGCACAGACGGAAGGCUCAUCUGGAUGAUCAAACUAUGGUUUGAAUUCUAAACUAUGGUUAGCAUAAACCAUGGUUUGAACUGAGCCUGUCUUAGUAAGAUUGUUCGGAUACGACAAGAUAAUUGCAUCCUGCGCACUUUGGAGAAAGGGAUACAAAAUAAGUGUGAUGUUUACAAUCCCUGUGAAUUCGACAGUAAUUGGGAUUUACUAUAACUGUGGUCGUUCGUCGUUUUUUACGACAAUCUUUCUACACUCGAUUUAUAGCAGGAAUGUUUUUUAAUCCAGGUUUUAUUGUUUCUGACUAUUGUGCCUUAAGAUGGAAAUGAAGAAAUUUUUAAAAGCCAUAUAAAUAUACCAUAAAUAUGGUUGUGCUGUGGCUUUUUAAAAGGGAAACUAUGGUUCUUUCUCAUUGCAAAAUACCUCCUAUAUUAACAUCUGUUCGAUGUUCACUUUUUGUACUACCUGUCUCCAACAAAUGUGGCUUGCUUUGAUGGUUUUCAGUUUUGUAUGUGAUCCUGAAAUAAAGAGAACCCACCCAAUA